Molecule: messenger RNA, 2125 nt
Organism: Drosophila nasuta
Lineage: Eukaryota; Metazoa; Arthropoda; Insecta; Diptera; Drosophilidae
Gene: wun2
Product: wunen-2
Exons: 7
Coding region: 717-1847 (376 amino acids)
Biological process (GO): phospholipid dephosphorylation; signal transduction; phospholipid metabolic process
Cellular component (GO): plasma membrane
Molecular function (GO): phosphatidate phosphatase activity
Source: RefSeq, a predicted model, not a curated record
UGUCAGUUCUUCGGGGUCUGUUGAGCGCUUCGGUCGCAUUCGCAUUCGUUUCGUUCUGGGGCGACGCAAUCGGCGCUGCGCAUGCGAAGUCAAUGCGCGUAAAUUGUAACAUAGCAACGGGCAGAAAGUGCAAGUAGAUAUAAAAAUAAGUGCGACCAGUGAACGAAUUGAAACAGUAAACAAAAAUAAAGUGAAAUAAGAAGCAGAACUAUUAUUAUGGCCAACUAAGCAACCUCGAAGCCCGGCAAACAAAGUGCUGUGUGUCGAAGGUAGAAAAUAACGCAAACGCAAAUGAAAGCAAUGCAAGUGCAAAUACAACGAGUAUUAAUGACAGAUUGAAGAAAUUUUAUGUGCCUCGCCAGCAAAAAUAUUUGUCCAACCAUUUUUCGUGACUCCUAACUUGCGCAAUUUACCAACAAAUUUCCCAUUCCGCGCCCCGUAGCCAAUUCGUUUUGUUUAUUUUACAUUAUCGAUGCUCGGCAUUUAUUUACGCAACUCGGUCGGCCACCAACGCCGAUGAACGACGAACGCUUAUCACUGACGGCAGAGAAAGGCGCAUACAUUCGUAUGCCCAAAAACAGCGAGUACAUUACAAAUAUUGGGACUUCGGAUAACGUACUGAUAAAAAUGCCCACACACUGCGCUCGCAAGGUGCAAUAGCGAGCCACGCCUACAACGCCCAACUACCAUAAAAACAAAACUAACUGCAAAUAAAAAUGAGUAGCCUGCGGCCAGCGAGUGUGUGCGAUACGACGCCGUUGCAGCGUUUCGAGAGCCAGAGCAGUUCCAGUGAGGAGCCUUCUUCGCCGACGGCAGCUAGCAUCAUAGCAGCCGCCGCUGCAGCGAAUUCUACUGGACAGCAUCCACAACUUCCACAACAUCCACAACUCCCACACCAACAACAGCACUACAACAACAAUAACAUUAACAACAAUGUUAAAGUCGACUUACAGCUGCCGUCAUUUGUUGGGGCGGCUGCAGGAAUCGGCGGAGGGGGAAGGGGAGCUCUUGUCUCCAAGCCGACGGCACGCGGCACUGCGCAUAUCUUCGGACGCAUCAUUGUGGAUCUGAGUUUGCUCAGCUGCGUUGGCCUGACCAUGCUCGGGUUCUCGCUCUGGGGUGAGCCCAACAAGCGGGGCUUCUUCUGCGACGAUCUCUCCCUGAAGCAUCCCUAUAAGGACUCGACCAUACGCAGCUGGAUGUUGUAUUUGUUCUGUGCAGCGCUGCCCGUAUCCCUGAUCUUACUGGUGGAAUUCUACAGGUCACAGGAUAAGCACGGUAAGAAGCAUUCCCAUCAUUAUCACAGCCAGCAGGAGGGCAGCGGUUACUAUUUGUGCCACAUGGAGUUGCCCCAUUGGCUGCUGGAAUGCUAUCGCAAGAUUGGCACCUUUGUGUUCGGUCUGGGCAUCGAACAGCUAACGACGGAUAUAGCCAAGUACGCUAUAGGACGUCUGCGACCGCAUUUCUUAACGCUCUGUCAACCCGUGCUUCUGGACGGCUCGACUUGCAGCGAUGCUUCGAAUGCGGGUCAUUACAUUGAGGAGUUUACUUGCUCAACGGUCAAUGUGAGUGCCAAGAUGCUGAAGGAUAUGCGUUUAUCCUUUCCCAGCGGACACGCGAGUUUCGCCUGCUACUCGAUGAUUUAUCUAGUGAUCUACUUGCAACGUCGCAUGCAUUGGCCGCGUCUUCGGAUGUUUCGCCAUCUGCUGCAGUUCCUGCUCCUGAUGUUCGCUUGGUACACGGCGCUGACUCGCAUCUCGGACUACAAACAUCAUUGGUCCGAUGUCUUGGCCGGUUCAGCAAUUGGAUUUACCUACGCGGUUGUGGUGACUUCGACCAUUUGGUAGCUUAAAUUCACAGCAAACUCGACUUCAAUCCCCACCGUUGCGGUCUACGCUUUAACUUUCCUGUGCUUGAAGUUUCAGUUUUUAAUUCUUAACAUAAUUUAUUCUUAGUUUCUACCUGUACGACUAUAUACUUACCUGCAAAUGUAUACAUAUAUCUACUAUAUACACCUUUGUAUAGUAUAUGCUUACGUAUACACGUAUUUUCUACGUUACGUUUUACGUUUUGUGCUUUACUUUAGUUAUUCUUAAUAAACUUUUAAUAGUGUUUAUUUUCGGUA